UCCCGCCACUGCCUGUAUGUUACCCAGGAAACAAAAAAUAAACACUUAAAUAUCAAAAUUCUAAUGUCAGUAGUUUUAAAAUCCACUCUCUAAAUUUCAAAUGAAGAUUUUCUAAAAAUUAAAAAAAUUCAAAGUGCUUACCUCAUUCAAAAUUACAGUGUUUUUAUUCCAAAAUGGCGGCGGGAUCUCUUAUGGACUCUCUUAAGAGUUUACUAUGCCAAAUUGAUGGAACAUGUUGCCCAUCAUCAUGCUGCGGCCCAUCAUAUUGUGGACCCAUGGUGUCUGGAGUAGGCCCUGUGAUUGAAAUCUACGAUCCUUUACCAAAACCAAUGUUACCCAUAUGCACACCUUAUAUAUCGCCUUGUGGUGCUGUGUCACCUUGUUGUGGCGGUCCAUGUCCCCCAUGCUGCCCUCAACCUUGCUGCCCUGGAAUGGUACCAUCGCCAGUUACUCCGCCUCCAUGUGUGCCAUUAAUCGCCAAGCCCCCUUGUCCACCGGCUAUAAUACCAAUGCCUCCUACGAUUGUUCCUGUAGGUCAAAUUGUACCUAUUGUUCCACAACGACCGAUGCCGGUGCCCAGUCCACCACCUAUACCAUGUGUUAGACCAAAUCCCCCGCCAUGUUGUCCUAUGCCGUGCCCACCACCUUGUGCGCCUUGUUGUGGCCCUCCUUGUGGGCCUGUAACAGCUCCUUUGCCUGUCUGUCCACCUCCUGUUUGUCCACCUGCCUGUUGUCCACCGUUUUGUUCUCCUUGUGGCCCGUGUGGUCCUUGUGGUCCUUGUGGCCCAUGUGGUCCGUGUUAAUU
Psylliodes chrysocephalus is the source of this 805-nucleotide messenger RNA. The record is from the annotation of a GenBank genome assembly. Lineage: Eukaryota; Metazoa; Arthropoda; Insecta; Coleoptera; Chrysomelidae.